AUGGCAGAUGCUGGGGUUGUCUGUAAGCAGUUAGGAUGUGGAGUUGCUCUCAGUGCCCAUUUUUAUGCUCAUUUUGGAGAAGGAUCUGGACAGAUAUGGCUGGAUAACACUGUCUGUCGUGGACGCCUUGAGCCCCAGCUGAUUGGAGGGAACACUGCCUGCUCAGGACGUGUUGAAAUAAGACACGGAGACACAUGGACCACAGUCUGUGAUUCACACUUGGACCUCCAAGCCGCCAGUGUUAUCUGUAAUGAAUUAGAUUGUGGAACAGUUGUAUCCACCCCAGGAGGAGCGCACUUCAGUGAAGGAUAUGGGUCAAUCUGGUUUGAGAAGAUCCAUUGCUUGGGGAAUGAAACACGCCUUGUGUACUGUCCCAGAGCACUGCAUCCUAAUGAGACAUGUUCACACUCGAGCGAUGCCAGCAUUGUAUGCUCCGGGUACGGCGGGUACAGACUGGCAAACGGCAGCACAGGGUGUUCGGGGAGAGUGGAACUUCUCCAUGGAGGCACCUGGGGAACCCUCUGUGACUCCCACCUCUGUGCCUCCCACUGGGAUUUGCAAGAUGCCAACGUCCUCUGCCAUCAGCUGAACUGUGGAUACGCUGAGUCGAUCCGGGGAGGAGCCCAUUUCGGGGAAGGGAACGGAACCGUAUGGAGCGACACUUUUCAUUGUGAAGGGACUGAAUCCUGCCUUUGGGAUUGUUCUCGCAUGGCCCUGGGCAACCCAGCCUGCUCCCGCCGAGACACGGCCAGGGUUAUUUGCUCAGGUCUUUCUGAGUCGCUCAGGCUGUUGAAUGGAGAGAGUCAGUGUGAUGGCAGAGUCGAGAUUUCCCUCCAUGACGUGUGGGGCAGAGUGUUGGAUGAUCAGUGGGACAUGAACGAUGCCAGUGUGGUGUGUAGGCAACUCCAGUGCGGAGUCGCUGAGAAAGCUUAUAACCCCCCUAUGUCUGAGCGAGGAAGGGGCCCCGUGGGGCUGAGAAGUGUCCGAUGUGGAGGAAAUGAGACUCGUCUGACUCUCUGUGACAACUCCACGUCUGAGUCAGCCCAGGCAGGAAUUGCUGAGGACGUCGGUGUCGUUUGCUCAGGGAGCAGGCGGAUCAGACUGGUGAAUGGGGCAGGUCGCUGUGCCGGGAGAGUGGAGAUUUAUUACAACGGCAGCUGGGGGACAGUCUGUGAUGAUUCCUGGGAUCUGUCAGACUCCAAUGUUGUUUGCAAACAACUGGGAUGUGGACGUGCCAUCAAUGCAACUGUCUCUGCUCAUUAUGGGCAAGGAUCCGGGCAGAUCUGGCUGGAUGAUGUGAAGUGCUCUGGGAACGAAUCCCAUCUCUGGGAGUGUCCUUCCAAAGGCUGGGGCCAGCACAACUGCAGACACAAAGAGGACGCGGGAGUUCUCUGCUCAGAAUUCACAGAUCUGAGGCUGGCGAGCGACAGUGACUGUGCUGGGCGGCUGGAGGUUUUCUACAAUGGGACGUGGGGCAGUGUUUGCUCCAAUGGGAUGUCUGGAGUCACCCCAGCGAUUGUCUGCAAACAACUGAACUGUGGAGAUGGAGGGCAGCUUGCAAGAGACUUUGCAUAUGGAGCAGGUUCUGGUCCCACGUGGCUGGACCAUGUUUCAUGCCGUGAGCAGCACAGCUCCCUCUGGCAGUGCCCGUCAGGCCUGUGGAAACAGCAAUCCUGUGAUAACCGAGCAGAAGAGACCCAUAUUUCUUGCAGUGGAAUAAAAGAAAAACCACCUCAGACCCUGUUUGGUGAAUGCCCGAACUCUACAAGCUGCACAGACCAGGAGAAGUUACGUGUCGUGGGAGGAGAGGAUGGAUGCUCGGGGAGAGUGGAGGUUUGGUACCGUGGCUCCUGGGGAACAGUUUGUGAUGACUCCUGGGACAUGGCAGAUGGUAAUGUUGUGUGUAAACAACUGGGCUGUGGAACUGCUGUAUCUGCCCCGGGCGAGGCUGUAUUCGGCGAGGGGACUGGUCCCAUCUGGGUGGAGAAGGUGAACUGCAGAGGGACAGAGUCAUCUCUCUGGAAGUGUCCUGCCAAGCCUUGGGGUGAGAGUAACUGUGACCAUAAGGAAGAUGCUGCUGUAAAUUGCUCAGGUGUGACAGAGACAUCAGAUUCACUGACUAGAACGGCUUCCCCGCGACGCCCUCAGACCGACAGUGGGAGAGUCACGGUGCCCAUGAUCGUCUGCAUUAUCCUGGGGGCCCUGCUCUGCCUGGUCUUAAUCAUCCUAGGGGCGCAGGUGCAAAGUGCCAGGGCACAGCGCAGAGGCUCCAGAAGAUCCCUGGACCCUUUCUCUGAGGCCGUGUAUGAGGAGAUUGAUUAUAACCUGAUGAGAAAGAAGCAGAUGUUUGGUCACUCAGUCUCCUUUUCAGAUGAUUCAGUGUCGAAGCUGCAGUAUUACACCGGGGAUAGUGCGGGGGAAAACGAUCCUGCAUCAGAACAAGAAGGAGCUUUCCCUGGUGGUUCUCAGUUGGAUUACAAUAAUGUGGAGGAACCUGCAUCAAGUGACAUCCCCCGGACUCCAGACGGUCAAGAGGUCCCUGUCCUGUCUACAGGUGCCCCAUGGGAUGGUUAUGAUGAUGCCAGAGAAGUUUCUAACACUGAAGAUGACCCUGCUUCUGGACCGAGUGCCCAGGAAGUCCCUGGGGCCCAUGGAGACAGUGACAGGAACAGAGAUGAUCAGACUGGCUGGAGUCUGCACUCGCUAAGAAGUGAAGGGGCCUCUGGGGCUGAGAGGGACGCCCUGUCCCCACCUCCUCAUGACCAGGGUUAUGAUGAUGUUGAUGAUGGCGCCUCUGGGACAUGA
Emys orbicularis (European pond turtle) is the source of this 2805-nucleotide messenger RNA. Its product is annotated as scavenger receptor cysteine-rich domain-containing protein SCART1-like. The record is from RefSeq and is a predicted model, not a curated record. NCBI's taxonomy places the organism in Eukaryota, Metazoa, Chordata, Testudines, Emydidae. Gene Ontology annotation, biological process: zymogen activation. Gene Ontology annotation, cellular component: plasma membrane. The transcript has 16 exons. The coding region runs from base 1 to 2805 and encodes 934 amino acids. Gene Ontology annotation, molecular function: serine-type endopeptidase activity.